AUGGGAGACGAACAGAAGCCAACGCCGGAGAACAUGACCAUGAUGCAGGGCUUUGAGUGGUAUGUGCCUGCUGACCAGAAGCACUGGGUUCGCCUUGAGAAGCACAUACCUCAACUCAAGCAAUGGGGUAUCGACAACAUCUGGGUCCCACCGGGGUGCAAGGGCUCCUCUAAGGAUGGCAAUGGCUAUGAUAUCUAUGAUCUGUACGACCUGGGAGAGUUUGACCAGAAGGGCACCAUCCCCACCAAAUGGGGCUCCAAGGAGGAGCUGGUCAGAAUGGCAAACACAGCCAAGGAUAACGGCGUCGGUAUCUACUGGGAUGCAGUCCUGAACCACAAGUUUGCAGCCGAUCGCAAGGAGAAGUGCGAUGCGAAGGAAGUUGACCAGGAGGAUCGCAACAAGGACAUCAGCGAUACCUACCAGAUCGAGGCGUGGGUCGGCUACACGUUUCCUGGGAGGCGUGGCAAGUACAGCAACAUGAAGUACCACUGGUAUCAUUUCAGCGGCGUCGACUUCAACGCCAAGAACGAGAAGAACGCCAUCUACAAGAUCAUGGGCGACAAGGUCAAGGGCUGGGCCGACGAUGGAGAUGUCGACACCGAGAAGGGCAACUAUGAUUUUCUCAUGGGUUCGGAUCUCGACUAUGAUCACCCAGAAGUCCAGGAAGACGUUCUCAACUGGGGAAAGUGGCUGGCGUCUCAGCUCCCUCUCAAGGGGUUCCGCUUCGACGCCAUCAAGCACUACAGCGAGGACUUCCUGCGCAAAUUCAUCACCAAUAUGGACGAGUCUUACGGCGAGGGUUGGUUUGUCGUUGGCGAGUUCUGGAAGGACAGCCUCCAGGACAUGGAGAGCUACCUCGACCGCAUGGGCAGGAAGUUUACCUUGUUCGACGCGCCGCUGGUUUAUAACUUCAGCCAGAUCAGCCAGGGCGACGGCGCAGACAUGCGCAAGAUUUUUGAUGACACCCUUGUGCAGGCUGCGCCAAUCUGUGCUGUGACACUCGUGAUGAACCACGACACCCAGCCCUACCAGGCCCUCGAGGCCCAGAUCGCAGACUGGUUCAAGCCGCUCGCCUACUCGCUCAUCCUCCUCCGCGACACGGGGUACCCCUGCGUCUGGUACGGGGACCUGUACGGCGUCGACCCGAAGGGCGAGAAACAGUCCUUCCCGCCCUCGUGCGGCGGCAUCCUCCCCAAGCUCACCCUAGCCCGCAAGCUCUACGCCUACGGCCAGCAGGCCGACUACUUCGACUACGCGACCUGCCUGGGAUUCGUGCGCUACGGCACGUGGGACCGCCGGUUCGGGUGCGCCGUCGUCUUGUCCAAUGCCGGCGCCGGAUCCAAGAGGAUGCACGUCGGCGAGAUGCAUGCUGGUGAAAAGUGGACGGACGUGCUUGGGUGGAGUGACCGCGAGGUUGAGAUCGGGCAGGACGGAUUUGGCGAGUUCGUCUGUGGGCAGUGCAGCGUGAGCAUCUUCGUGAAUAAGGAUGCUGAAGGAAGGGAGAAGUUCGGAGAGAAGUUUGACAGCAACAUCUACGACAUUUAA
Messenger RNA from Diaporthe citri, 1545 nucleotides. RefSeq lists its product as uncharacterized. Bases 1 to 1545 code for a protein of 514 amino acids. The record is from RefSeq and is a predicted model, not a curated record. Gene Ontology annotation, molecular function: hydrolase activity, hydrolyzing O-glycosyl compounds; calcium ion binding. The transcript is spliced from 4 exons. Gene Ontology annotation, biological process: carbohydrate metabolic process. Lineage: Eukaryota; Fungi; Ascomycota; Sordariomycetes; Diaporthales; Diaporthaceae.